Molecule: messenger RNA, 4281 nt
Organism: Didymella exigua CBS 183.55
Lineage: Eukaryota; Fungi; Ascomycota; Dothideomycetes; Pleosporales; Didymellaceae
Exons: 5
Coding region: 1-4281 (1426 amino acids)
Source: RefSeq, a predicted model, not a curated record
AUGUCCCUCGACGGCCAUCGUGAUGCAUUACUUAGGGAGAAGCGGAACGAGAGCGUGACAUGUAAUGAGUCUCGCAAGCGCAAGCUGCGCGAGCUUUACAAGUAUUCGGCCUACCUGGAUGUGCCCGAGAAGUGGGCCACCACCACCCAACUCGACCAGUUUGAGGAUCGGUUCUUAGACGAAAAUGAUCUCGAAAAAGGUCGACGCUUCAACGAUGCAAUGCUCCCAUUCCCCUUCGCUGGUCAACAACCACCAUUACCGUUGGCAUUACCUUCUGCGCACCCUGGAAAGCCUGCCUUGUCUCCAUUCGCCAAAUCCUCGCCGUCCCCCAUCACCGGCGCGAGUCUCGAAGAGCAGCUUCGUGCAGCAUCUGCCUCGCCGUCUGUUGUCACGCAACAACUGCUACCUCCAGAUGUACUAACACACAGCAACGAAUGCCGUGCCUUGGGGCCGUCUUCUGUUGCUUCCCCUGCAGAUUCCAGCAAGACGUCCCCCACAACGAAGCGCGCUAGCGGAGCGCCAGCUGUGCAAGAUGCUGGAGUAGGAAGCGCGGUUGAUCAAGAAGGGCAGUCUGUCGAUCCAAAAGCUGUUGCCGAUCCUGUUGCGGACGAAGCAUCGAAUGCUCCCGUCAAAGAGGAACCCAAGGCGCCUCAGGUUGUUCAUCUUCCACCAAAGGAGGUCCAGGAAGCACGGCUGGAAGAGACGGAGCGCAAGUUGGAGAAUGCUGCGAGUAAGGAACGGAAAGAGGAGGAGCGACUCGGGCUUCCGCAGUCAAACGGAGGAGCAGAUGUCGUAUCUUCACCUUCUUCCACAGUAGGACCAUAUUCGCAAGCAACCCCGCAUGCCCCGCAUCACUCGCCAGAUACGAGCCCCGACACCGAGGCUUUCCACGAUCCUACACACCCACUUGUUUCUAACGAUGAUAUCUUGGAUCCUGCCGCACAGCAAGUUAAGGAGGAUCAUGAGCGCGCCCUGCAGAAACAGAUGAAGGAAGCUCGAGAACGUGCACGCGGGCCUGAAUCGCCAUCAUCAGACAUUGAAAAGCAGAUUGAGGAUGAGCAGGCAAUACGCUUGGCGCGGGACGGCAAGAGUCGACUAAGUGAAUCAAUUGGCAAUGUAGGCCACUCGGUGACAGAGGAAGCUGAGCUGGUCGCCAGUGGAAGCACUGUUGCACAAACGGUGCGGGAACAGCCUGAGCCUGCUGCAGAUUCACUUCCUACCCCCACUACGACCGCCCCCGAGCCAAACAUUGUGGAGCGCGAAACGACGGAUAACUUCGUUACCCAAGUCAAAGAAAACCCGAUUGCAGACCAUCCCACACCCCCGGCAGAAGUUGACCUUGACAUGACAGAAGCACCAGCAUUGAUUGAACAAGACACCACUUCUACACAGGCCUCGCCACCCCGUGAGCGCAUGACAACUCGAGUGUCUUCCGGCGCCAUCCGGCAGAAGUCAGUCUCGGAGAUCAUCAGCGAGCAUGCAGCACACAAAGCCGUCUUGACCCCUCCAUCGCGCAUCUCGUCCAGUCCACAGCGGCCGCGACAGCAAGACCGAAAGUCAAUGGAGGUUUCUACUGUCGUUUUCGCAAAGAAGCAUUCGAUAAAGUCACACAAGGCCAUGCAACCCUACGAUCAGGAUUACGCAUCAUUACAAGGGGCUUCCGAAGACUCAAGUCGCGACUACCUGGAAGGCUUAUUCAAGUUUCAGGCCCACCACCCACCCCGGUCUGUACCACUGCAGGAGCUUGUAACAUCCGCCAGGAAAACCCUCUCUACGAGCGGAACUCUGGCCAUGAUUCGCGAGACUCAGGAUUACAAGAUCCUCAAGCGCGUGUACCAGCUCCAAAAUGCGAAUCGGUGGUCGCUGAGACAGCUGCAAAAGUCUGCUGAGCCGGAGCGUCCUUUCACUCAUCAGGAUCAGCUUCUUUUGGAGAUGAAGUGGAUGCAAACGGAUUUCAAGGAAGAGAGGAAGUGGAAGCGUGCUCUAGCAGCUACGUUCGCGGACUGGUGUGCCGAGUACUUCUACAGCAGCCCAGAGGAACGCAUUGCUCUUCGAAUCAAGGUCAGAAUUUCCAUACCAACUGUCGAAGCGACAGGAGACGAUGAUAUGCACGAUGCGCCUACACCGGAUCUCGUACCCUCUGGCGCACACGAAACUGAGAGCGAAUCGUACGGAGAUGAAGACGAGCUCCUAACACCGUUCCACGCCGACCCUCCCGCUGGCGUGUUUUCUCUUGGCUACAGUGAUGUCGUCAUGAAGAUCGACCGGACGCCAGCAAGCGAUCACAUGUUCCGCGAAUUGCCGUUCUACGAGCCCAUAUUGGAAGGCGCUAGCGAUGUCACGCCUUUCUCGAUAUCUGAGCCGCCCAUUCUGCCUGUUUCGAAGUUUGUUACCGGGAAGCUUGUUUCACAAAUCAAGGGUCCGCCGAAGAAGCGCAGCAGAUACGACUAUGAUUCCGAAGAUGAGCCCUCCACGCCGCCAAGCCGCGCUGGCACCUCUGCAGAGCAUUCGAUGCCUUCCACUCCUGGGCGAAGGUUAUUCUGCCGAAAUGACUUACCUCCUGAGAUGACUGACGUUGCGCUGUUCAACGCCGAGAACAAGCAUGUCAGAGACAGGCUCCAAGCAGCGCAUCAGUUCAGACCACCCACAGAGUUCAACAUGCCUUCAGUUGCCUUCUUCGAAAACAGGACACCAUCACAAUGGCUAUGGGAAGAAGACCAAAAGCUCCGUGCUCUUGUCAAGGAGUACACCUUCAACUGGUCUCUUGUCGCACAGCAAUUGGCGUUGCCCUCCAAGUUCACAUCUGGAUCUGGUAGACGCACACCUUGGGAGUGUUUCGAACGCUGGGUGCAAUUGGAAGGUCUCCCCGCGGAGAUGUCCAAGACGCAGUACUUCCGUACUUACCAAGGCCGAUUGGAACAGGCCAACAAGGUGGUCUUUGCGCAGUACCAAGCCCAGCAACAGCAGCAGCAACAACAAUCUGGAGGCCAAACACCAGGGCAGCCUAGGCGGCGACCUACUACCACACCGAUUCGCGUUGAGAGAAGGAGAGAGAACCGCCACCUCGCCAUCAUCGACGGUAUGCGCAAGCUCGCUAGGAAGCGAGAAUCGGCCGCGCACAAGCAGGCAGAAUCGCAGAAGGCGGCGGCGCUUAGGAAAGCACAUGAGCCUGCCGCACCAAAGAACAAUGUACACACUCCGCAAGAGUUCAGCAAGCUCAAGUGGGAACGCGAAGAGAAGCUGAAGCAAAGGCAACUGCAACAGGAGAUGGCUCAUAGGCAGAACCAGUUGGCUGCGCAACGUCAAGCUCAAAUCAACGCGCAAAAUGGCGUUCCAAACGGCGUUCCCCAAAUGCAGCGCAACGGUACUCCCGGCGGUGCGAACAAUAUGCCUGCGCAGAUGGCCAAUAAUCCUCAGAACGCCGCUGCAAUGGCUACACGUGUUCAGCAAGGCCAACAAGGAAUGCAGAACAAUCUCAACAUGGCUAAUAUGCCGAUGGGCACACCAGGCAUUCCACAAGCGCAGAUGCAGAACAAUAUGCAGAACGGCCAGCGAAUGGGACCUCCGAAUCAAGUGCGCAUGAAUAUGCAAGGAAACCAGUUCAACAGCCCCAAUCAGCAGCAGCAAUUUCAGAUGCAGCAACAACAGCAGAUGAACAUGGCCAACAACCUUGCCGCUCAGGGGAUAAACAUGAACAUGCCUAACGCAAAUAUGAUGGCACCGAUGGGGAGCCAGAACCUGAACGGGAAUAUGAACGCGUCGAUGAACGGCAUGUCCAAUAACGCAGGAUCCCCGCGGGUCAACCAAGCAACGCCCAACAUGCAGCGUCAAAACGUAAGCAGCCAAGGUGCACAUGUCCCUCAGUAUCUGCAAUUGCAGCAGACCAUCAAGAUGCAGCAUCCGGACUGGACAAACGAACAAGUACAGAAGUCGGCUUCUGAACAACUCCAGCGGUACAUGGCUAAACAGCGUGUACAGGCAAUGAACGCUGCUGCAGGUUCUCCUGGCAUGUCCUCACCGACCCCGCAAAUGGCGAACAACCAAUUCAUGCAGCAAAAUGGUGGAAUGGCGACCAGUCCGCCUGUCAACGCUGUCCAAAACUACCAGCAACAGCUGGUUCAGCAACAACGACUUAUGAGCCAACAACGACAAUCCUCACAACAGGCCAGUAGCCCGGGAAUGAAUGGACGCCCUCCGAGCAGAAGCGCUACGCCUCAGAACCCACAGCAAAUGCAACAAAGCCCUGGCCUCGCGCAAGCGCAGCCUAACCGCGCUUCCUGA